Molecule: messenger RNA, 938 nt
Organism: Papaver somniferum (opium poppy)
Lineage: Eukaryota; Viridiplantae; Streptophyta; Magnoliopsida; Ranunculales; Papaveraceae
Exons: 1
Coding region: 25-642 (205 amino acids)
Source: RefSeq, a predicted model, not a curated record
ACUGUUAAUGUACUAUAUGAUUGAAUGGAAUUGUCAAAGAAGUUAAGGAACAACUGGGUGUUAAGCAAUUUGAUUGUGUUUGUAUGGGUGGUUGUCUUUGUGUCGUGUUUUCUCGUCAUUUUUGUUUCAUUGCUUAAGCUUCCUGAUGUAUCACAACGUAAAGGAACGUUUGCGUCUCAUAGAGGUUUGAGAAAUAGAAAGGUGGUGAAAGAAGAUGAAAGUUUGGGUGAACUUGGGGAAAUGAUGAUUGGAAUGUUGCCUGCAGAUCUCGCUUUUACCGUAUUUGUUCCUUCUGUGAAAGCUUUCGCUAAUGAAUUGAAACUGCAAGUGAAUGAUAGUGUGGUUGGGUCAAAAGAUAGUGAUAAUACCUUUGCUAUACUCUCUCGUGUUUUAGCUUUCUCAGCCAUUCCAAGGAGUCUACUUUCUGUUAAUGUUCCGGUUGGAAAGGAGGUAAGUUUUGAUUCUAUAUCUGGAUUCACAUUAUAUAUUUCGAAAGACUCAGAUGGAAGUUUGGUUGUUAAUAGAGUUAGGUCGAAACGUCUUGAUCUUCGGAAAAGAGACAUGGUUGUACAUAUUAUGGAUGGGGUUAUCAUGGAUGCAGACUUUGAACAGUCGGUCCAACCUGAAAGUGAAGAUGACUGAAUUGAGCUAUCGUCUGUAUUAGAGAUGUGGGGAGUUACAGAUUUAACAGAGCAAAUAGAAACCUAGUGAAACUUUGUUUUCAGUUUAUUGAAGUUUGGGGUGACAAUCUGCUAGAUGGGCUUUUAUCCUCUUGGCUCCAACCUGGUGGUUGCAAUGUACGGUUCUUGCGAUAGAUCAUCAAUAGCCAUAUCUCAUAAGAAAUGAUGCUUUUUUCAGUAUCUUCACCUGUAACACUGAAACACUGUAUCUUUUGGAAAUAUAAAGCCUUCAUAAAUAUGAUUAUCUUGUUAGCUUUA